Molecule: messenger RNA, 2040 nt
Organism: Setaria italica (foxtail millet)
Lineage: Eukaryota; Viridiplantae; Streptophyta; Magnoliopsida; Poales; Poaceae
Exons: 1
Coding region: 1-2040 (679 amino acids)
Source: RefSeq, a predicted model, not a curated record
AUGAGGCAAGUGACCAUAUACACAUUUAUGGAAUGUCAGCUACUUACACGAGGUGGAUUCAUCAUGGAGAAUUUGGAGCAGCAUGUCGAAGGAAGGGAUCAUGACUUUGGGACACAUGCGGAUGUGGCCGAUGAUGACUAUGAUGAGGAUCACGGAGUACCAGAGAUGAUUGGUGAGUUGUAUGCUGCAGCAGAGGCAGAGGGAGAACAACCAAUGUUUGCAAGAGUCCUUGAAGAUGCGAAGAAGUCACUUAGCCCAGGAUCUAGGCACUCAAAAUUCUCUUUUUUGGUGAGGAUGUUGUAUAUCAAGUCUCGUUAUCGAAUUGGCAAUACAGCAUUUUCUGCGAUGAUCAAGUUGAUGUCAGAAGGAUACCCUCAGAGUGAGUUGCCAAAAUCAUAUGAUGAGGCCAAGAAAUAUCUUAGAGAAUUGGGUCUUGGCUACGAAAAAAUCCAUGUGUGCCCGAACAAUUGUGUGUUGUUUCGGAAGAGGUAUGAUGAAUACAAUGUGUGUCCAGUAUGCAAGGCAUCUAGAUGGCAAGAUGAAACUGGGACCAAGAAGGUUCCACAGAAAGUGUUGAGGCAUUUUCCACUUGUGGCAAGGUUGAAAAGAAUUUUUGCUUCAAAGCGAACUUCUGAAGAAACACAAUGGCACCAGAAAAAGAGGACGCCAGUCAACAAUGUAAUGAGCCAUCCAGCUGAUGGGGAAGCAUGGAAGGACUUUGACAGGAAAUUUCCAGAUUUUGCACGAGACCCGAGGAACUUGAGGCUUGCCUUAGCUACCGAUGGAUUCAAUCCAUUUGGCAACAUGAGUACCCAGUACAGUAUGUGGCCAGUGCUUCUAACACAGCUGAAUCUCCCACCAUGGGAAUGUGUGAAUCCAGCAAACUGCUUUAUGGCAUUACUCAUCCCAGGUCCAAAAUCUCCAGGAAAGGAUUUUGACGUGUUCCUUGAGCCCCUAAUUGAAGACCUGAUUGAUCUAUGGAAAGGUGUCAACACUUUUGAUGCUUGUACUGGUAAGAAGUUUGACCUUCGUGCUGUCAUGCUAUGGUGUAUACAUGAUUAUCCAGCGCUGAGCACGUUAUCCGGGCGAACAACAAAAGGGUAUUAUGCAUGUAUUCAUUGCGACAAGGAUCCGUUGUCUCUGGCAAUAAGGAAUAAGAUAUGUUACAUUGGACACCGUCGUUACCUAUUUUGGGGACAUGCAUGGCGGAGAAGUUUGGCUUUCAAUGGUAAGCGUGAAAACAAAGAUGAGCCAGGCAAGUUCACUUUGGAGGAGGUCCUAGAGGAGCUAGAGAAGGUGAAAGAUGUCAGGCCAGGGAAGCAUCCUAACAUUACUGGAAAUAAAAGGAAGCGCAACGAGGGUCCAAGGAUUUAUAGCCGCAAAGUUGGGUUGUGGAGAUUGCCAUACUGGCAACAUCUAAAGCUUCCACAUAAUCUUGAUGUGAUGCACAUAGAGAAAAACAUAUGUGAAAACAUUCUUGGCACAUUACUCAAUGUACAGGGCAAGACCAAGGACACAACCAAUGCUAGGCUAGAUUUGUAUGAUAUGGGCAUAAGACCUGAAUUUCACUUGCAGCAGCAUGGCAACUCAGUCAUUGCUCCACCUGCUCCGUAUGUCUUGGGGAAGGAUCAAAAAAUUGCAUUCUGCAAGUUUCUCAAAGGUAUCAAGUUUCCUGAUGGAUAUGCGGCCAACCUAGGAAGAUACAUAAGUGAAGAUGGUUCGAAGGUCCAGGGAAAGCUGAAAACACAUUCUUGCCACAUACUCCUGCAAAGAAUCAUACCUGCUGGCCUAAGAGGACUGGUGAGGAAGGAUGUAUAUGAAGCAGUUGCAGAGCUCGGGACCUUCUUCAGGGAACUAUGCAGUAGAAAUCUAAGGAUUGAUGUUGUGAAACGGCUGAAACAAGAGAUUCCAUUGAUCCUAUGCAAGCUUGAGAAAAUAUUUCCACCUGCCUCUUUGAUGUCAUGGUGCACUUGGCCGUCCAUCUUCCUGAUGAGGCACUGCUUAGAGGACCUGUUCAGUACGGAUGGAUGUAUCCUAUAG